CAUCGCCGAUCGCUUCACACUAGUCUAAUUGGUCAUCUCGUCUAAAGGUUAGAGAGCUUGCAGCGCACUCUGGCCGACUUCGCUCUCUUUGAUCGAAAUUUGUCAGAAUUUUCACAUUGAAAAUCAUCUCCCAGCGACCAUGAACGCGGAAAAGCUAAAGAAACUGCAGGCCGAGGUCCGUAUUGGCGGCAAGGGCAUGCCCCGUCGCAAGAAGAAGAUUGUGCACACAAAUUCCGCUGUGGAUGACAAAAAGCUGCAGCUGUCGUUGAAGAAGCUCGGUGUGAACACCAUCCCCGGAAUCGAGGAGGUUAACAUGAUCAAAAAUGACGGAACGGUCAUCCAUUUCAACAAUCCGAAGACACAGGCUUCUCUGGCCACCAACACAUUCGCCAUCACUGGCCACAGUGAAUCGAAGCAGAUCACGGACAUGCUUCCGAGCAUCAUUACCCAGUUGGGACCGGAAGGACUUAACCAGUUGAAGAAGUUGGCCAGUGCAACGGUGGCUGAGGAUGAUGACGAUGUGCCGGAGUUGACCGAGAACUUUGAGGAAGCCUCCAAGCAAGAGGUGGAAAAUAUUACCCAGAAGGUGCAGGAGAUUCCAGUUUCAUAAAUUGUCGCCCCCUCAUCCUACCCCAGUCUCGCCUAGCCCCUACUGCGCGCCUCUUCGCUCCGUUUUCAACAAAUAUUAGUCGCUCCCAUCCCCACAACGUCGUAACAAAAUGAUAAGGAUGUGUUUUUUCUUUGUGCGUGCUGGUUCAGAGCUGAAAAGUUCUGCUCGUCGUAAAAAAAAGUGCACAUCUUCACACACCACAAGUCAGUCUGUGAACAGCAUUCAGGAUUGGUCAGCAGGUAGCAUUUCCUCAAAAGGCAUCCCAUUUCUCGCGUGCCAUUUGAGCAGCAGCGGCAGCAGACGAGAACUUCAUCCCUCUUGGAGCUUGGGCGCCGGUCAGCUUGGACGAAAUCUCUCGCCGGCCAGUUGGAAAUGGGAAAAUCAAUUUGCAAAAGUCAUCUGCGAACACUCUGUGACUUGUACAUAACAAAGAGUUAAAUUGAAGAUCAAGCUAACAGCAAAAAGCAGAAGAAUACUUCGUUAUAAAACACAUUUUAAUAAACAAAAAAAAAAACUGAAUAAAGAGUAGAUUUAAGGAAACAUAAGGAAUCCAAAAAGAA
This is a messenger RNA of Aedes albopictus (Asian tiger mosquito), 1170 nucleotides long. RefSeq names its product transcription factor BTF3 homolog 4. NCBI's taxonomy places the organism in Eukaryota, Metazoa, Arthropoda, Insecta, Diptera, Culicidae. The coding region runs from base 140 to 610 and encodes 156 amino acids. The record is from RefSeq and is a predicted model, not a curated record. Gene Ontology annotation, cellular component: cytosol; nascent polypeptide-associated complex. The transcript has 2 exons.